GGCCAUUUGAGAAGUGUGGCGCUGUAAAUCUUUAUGGAUAUAAGUCUUCUUCCUCCUCCACAAUUCCAUGCCUUGCGUCAAAAAAGAAGGGUCCUUUUCACAGAGCUUGGUCGACUAACCACAAAGUCCUCGUUGCGGAAAUUCAUUAGCGUGUGUUAACUCCUGGUGACUCACACACCACCCCUCUUCUUCUUCUUCUUCUUCCAUUGCAAGCGUCUUCCUUUCUUUGCCGAAACGCGCAAACUACAACGGCACCGUUAUCAGAUCAAAACCCCCAAUUCACAUUCAAAAUUUCCAUAUUCGAAAAUCAAAUCAAAGAGUGAUGGCUUCCGCCGUGAUAUUCUCUUCGCUGCGGCGGAGGAGGUCGCCUUCGUUAGAGGCGGUUCUUGCGCCGGUGGACCUCUCCGACGUGGCGCUGGUGCAGACUCUUGUCUCCGUAACGGCGGAGACUGUGUCGUCGUUUUCAGCCAAAUUGUUCCAUUUCCAGAGACGGAAUUCGAGGUCGCUGAUCAGAAAGGUGGAGGUGUUUCUUGUGCUUCUGGAGUGUUUAAAUGACUCCUCCGCCGCGCCGGCUCUGCCCUGGACGGCGGUGAUUUGCUUGAAGGAGCUUUACUUGCUGCUGUACAGAUCCAAGAUUCUCCUCGAUUACUGCGCCCAGUCGAGUAAGCUCUGGCUGCUCCUCCAGAACCACCCGAUCUCCGGCCAUUUCCAUGACCUGAAUCAGGAAAUCUCGACGCUUCUCGACGUUUUUCCGAUCGAGGAAGUCGAAUUGGGGGAGGACGUGAGGGAGCAGAUUGAGCUUCUGCAGAGACAGGCCAGGAGAGCAAAGCUGUUCGUUGAUAAAGCAGACGAAGACACGAGGAUUCAAUUAUUUCGAUUCCUAAGACUAUUUGAGACCGGCAGCGUGCCGAAUUCGGAUGAAAUUCGGGUGUUUUUCAUGGAGAGAUUGGGAAUCAGAGACGCCAGGAGCUGCAGGCAUGAGAUUGAGUUUCUGGAGGAGCAGAUUUUGAAUCAUGAAGGGGAUGUGGAGCCUAGUGUGGCUGUGCUGAAUGGCUUCGUGGCGUUUACGAGGUAUUGCAGGUUCUUGCUUUUCGGAUUCGAGGAGGAUGAGGUGGAACAGGGAGCCGGGAGUCAGAAGAAGGCCAGGAAGGGGUUGAUUAGUCAGGAGAUUGCAGAGACUUUUGUUUCGAUUCCGAAGGAUUUUUGCUGUCCUAUUAGUUUGGAUUUGAUGAGGGAGCCUGUGAUAAUCUCGACAGGGCAGACGUAUGAUAGGAGUUCCAUUUCUAGGUGGCUGGAGGAGGGGCAUUGUACUUGUCCGAAAACAGGUCAAAUGCUGCCAAAUACUAGGCUUGUUCCGAACAGGGCGUUGAGGAACUUGAUCCUGCAGUGGUGCACUGCUUAUGGAGUUCCUUAUGAUGCUCCCGAGUGUAGUGAAGCAUCAGCUGAGAGCUUUGCAGGGGCUUCUCCAUCGAAGGCUGCGCUUGCUGCGAAUAGAGCUACAGCGGGGCUUUUGAUUCAACGGCUGGCGGAGGAUGGAUCGACGUGCGCACAGACAAUUGCUGCUAGGGAGAUUCGGUUGCUGGCCAAGACUGGAAAAGAGAACCGUGCUUUCAUUGCGGAGGCUGGGGCAAUUCCCCAUCUUCGGAAGCUGCUCUGUUCUCCAAACUCAGUUGCGCAGGAGAACUCAGUGACUGCAAUGCUUAAUCUGUCAAUUUAUGACAAGAACAAAAGCAGGAUUAUGGAUGAGGAAGGGUGUUUGGGAUCGAUUGUUGAUGUUCUGAGGUUUGGCCACACGACAGAAGCAAGGGAGAAUGCCGCGGCAACGUUGUUCAGUCUGUCUGCCGUUCAUGACUACAAGAGGAGGAUAGCAGAGGAGGAAGGGGGAAUUGAAGCCUUGGCAGGGCUCUUGUUACAUGGCACCCAGAGGGGAAAGAAGGAUGCUGUGACAGCUUUGUUUAACUUGUCCACGCACACGGAAAAUUGCGCGAGAAUGAUUGAGGCUGGGGCUGUAACGGCAUUGGUAAGUGCAUUGGGAAUUGAAGGCGUUGCUGAGGAAGCAGCAGGUUCAUUGGCCUUGAUUGUUAGGCAGCCACUUGGGGCUAAAGCAGUCGGGAAAGAGGAUAUGGCAGUGGCGGGUCUUAUAGGGAUGAUGCGUUGCGGGACUCCAAGGGCUAAAGAAAAUGCAGUUGCAGCUUUGCUUGAGUUGUGUCGCAGUGGUGGAGCUGCUACAACUGAGAGAGUAGUCAAGGCACCAUCUUUGGGUGGUUUGCUUCAGACGCUACUUUUCACCGGUACAAAGAGGGCAAGAAGAAAGGCAGCAUCUCUUGCUAGAGUGUUUCAAAGGUGUGAGAAUGCAUCGACAAUGCAUUUUGGUGGUCUUGGAGUAGGAUACGCAUUUGCAGGUAACUCAGCUGCAGGUCGUGAUACAAGUUUCGUUGGUGAUGUCUCUGUGCAAAUGUCCAUUUCGGUGCCUGUGUUAUAGUGGUAAACAUCCACCCUAGAGUUUUAGUCUUCCUUGUUAUAUGUGCUCCCCAUUUUUGCUGGAAAUAUUACACAUUCUUUCAUUGAAAUCAUAAAGAAGUUACAGGAAUAUCUUCUGUUGGCAAUCUUUUAGUGUAUGUUUAUUAUACAUGUAAUCCUCAAUGAUUUGGUAA
Molecule: messenger RNA, 2654 nt
Organism: Argentina anserina (silverweed cinquefoil)
Lineage: Eukaryota; Viridiplantae; Streptophyta; Magnoliopsida; Rosales; Rosaceae
Product: U-box domain-containing protein 17
Exons: 1
Coding region: 323-2482 (719 amino acids)
Biological process (GO): protein ubiquitination
Molecular function (GO): protein binding; ubiquitin-protein transferase activity
Source: RefSeq, a predicted model, not a curated record